This is a messenger RNA of Penicillium brasilianum, 2277 nucleotides long. Lineage: Eukaryota; Fungi; Ascomycota; Eurotiomycetes; Eurotiales; Aspergillaceae. The record is from the annotation of a GenBank genome assembly.
AAACCACCCGACCCUUCUCCCCCACCACCCUCAUCCCCUGUACCAUCCCGAUUCUUCGCACGAAUAUCGUCUCGGUCUCACUGGAAUGCGAAGGAAUUAGGCCGGCCGUGGAACGACCUGCUCGCCAGCCCGAGAGCGACCGUCGACCCAUUCGAACCGGGAUCCCCCUCUCCACACGCUGAGCGCUUGUACUCAAGAAUCUGCGAUUCGGGACCCAAAGCGAUUCAGUCGAGCUGCUCUCUUGUGGUGCUGCUUAACACCCUGAAUCGCUUUUCAUUUCUCUGCGAGGGACAAUCUGAUGUCUGAUCGCACCCCUUCCACAACCUUCCCAGCCGGACCUCUUUCACCCUCUUCACCCGCUGCCGGGUCUGCUCUUAAAGAGAGCCGACAGCUCCCAGUCUCCUCGGACCAUAUCCCUCAAACUCCGACAUCGCCUCCGUUGAUGUCGGUCAGCGACCAGAACAAUGUCUCCAACUUUACAUCCUCCCAAACAUCACCGAAUCAGGCGACGAUCCACCACCACCCUCCGCACACCUCCUCUCCUCCCUCUUCCACGCCCAUGUCAACUCAAGUUUCUCAGCAGCCGACUGUGAGCACGACAAAUUCUUUUCCUACCCCCGCCAGCAGCGUGAGUGGCCACCAAGCGAAUGCGACGUCGGCGGAAGAUACAGAUUUUAAAGCGUUGCACGGGGGAACACAGGACUCUACGAGAAAUAUGGGCGACGGAUCAGACUACCAAACGACAGAACACAGACGAACCGAUCACGACCGGCAGGCUUUGACGACCUCUUCGGCAGCAGCCGGAGUACGCGACUUUGCCACUGGGUUCAAUUCUGACCCGGACGUGAUUGACCUGGACAAGGAGCCUGCGUCCCGUGGCGAUACUCGAAAUCUCGGCUUAGACUCCCUUCAGAAGGAGUUCACUUCGGCCUUUCACCUAUGCAAGAGCUCGCCUAUUGCGACUGGUCCGGAUCCAUCGUGGGAUCUCAUUUCCCUCUACGGCCUUGGCUCGGUUGCACAAUCGGUUGCACGAAUUCACCCCGUUACUGGCGAAAAGAUCAACAGGCUACGAAAGUCCUACGAAGGCAAACUGAAGCCUAUGGGUUUAGCGGGCAAGAACAAGCCGAUCAAGCAGGACUCGAGCAAGGAAGGCAGCUUGAGGUAUCUUACGUUGUGGCCGGAAGAAGAAUGGCAGAAUCAAAAGGUCUUUGGAAAGCAGAUCAAGACCACGGAUAUGGACUCUGCGCUCCUCAGUCUUCAAACCAAUGCCAUGCAGCUGCAGCCUGGGAUGGCACCGAACAAUGAGUUCUGGGAAGACGUUUUGGGACUGGAGAAGCCGGUAAAGGCUCAGAGUCCUAGCGAUGCUGGCAAGAAGGCCGUGCCAACUCCAAGUGGCCGGUUCGCUACUCAAGCAAAUGUGGCUAGUGGCACGGGAGCUCAAGAUAUGGGCGAUAGGGCACGCCCCAGUCGCGGUCGCAAGCGACAUUAUGAUGACAACAGCUUCGUCGGGUAUGGCGAAGGCUACGCGGAUGACGAUGAUGAGACCGGUUUCUACUCCAAUGGAGAAGGAGCCGGCAAAAAGAAACGGAAGAAGGAUCAUGUUUCCAAAGUCUCGACACCAAUGUCCGAGCGAGGCGGCAGCUACGGAGUCGGCAUGUUUGGCAUCGGUGCCAGAUGAGACCGAUUUUCCAUGGAUCAAAAAGCAGUCUUUUCUGUCUUUUUGUUUAAUUGUUCUCAAAUUUUUUUUUCUCACAGUACAUGUUGCAUCACGGUGCUGGAUAUACCCGGCUUUCAUCUAUCGGACGGCGUUCAAUGGCGGAUGGUGGGAAAUAAGUAUCUCAACAUGGAUACGAAUUGAUUUGUGUUGUUUCCCUCUUAUUACUCGCCAGGUAUUGUUUUUUUUUUUUCAUUCAUUUCUGCUUCGUAUUUCUCGUCGACAUUGAUUUUCUCCGAGGUUUCCACUGCUGUAUUGGCUGGCUUCGGUCUUUUUUUUUGGUUCUCUUUCCUGCAAAGGGUGUUCUUAUGCUGCUUUUCAAGCACAUCGUGGCCAGUUCAGUUCCAAGCUGGAGAUUGUGUAGUUUCCUAUUUUUCCUCCGAAAUUUUUGAUUCUCUCUAUGGGUGGUCGGCUCGACGAGCCUUCGUUGAUGGGUUGCUUUUUGCGUUCCAAUUUUCGCGGACGCUCGGCUUUAAUUCUGUUAAGGCUGCUUGGGGAGUUGAGGAAGUUGACUAUGAAAUGAUUAAAUAGAUAAAAAAUGUGCAGACUGGUCGGAGUCUUUG